This is a messenger RNA of Scophthalmus maximus (turbot), 6697 nucleotides long. RefSeq names its product zinc finger protein Eos-like. Lineage: Eukaryota; Metazoa; Chordata; Actinopteri; Pleuronectiformes; Scophthalmidae. The transcript is spliced from 6 exons. The coding region runs from base 1016 to 2614 and encodes 532 amino acids. Gene Ontology annotation, biological process: regulation of transcription by RNA polymerase II. The record is from RefSeq and is a predicted model, not a curated record. Gene Ontology annotation, molecular function: DNA-binding transcription factor activity; RNA polymerase II cis-regulatory region sequence-specific DNA binding.
UACCGAGAGAACCGGUCAAACCGUAUAAUCUACCCGUGUAGUCGCCUGUCUCCGCCGUGUUGAGCUGUUAGCUGAGCCUCAGGGCUUCGAGGGAGAACAAGCUAGCUAGCGAGCUAACAUUAGCUGGUUAGCCAUAGCACUCCGGGUGGUGGUGGGUACCAUAGCAACGGUUUAGGAAACAUUGGAAGUGGUGCUAGCUAGCUAAGCUCGCCCAGGCCGAGGGCGGUCAGAUUUGUGUGAGGUCGCCGCAAGUUAGUGUUAUCAACCUUGUGUCAUUGUCCAUAUUACGUAGCUGUUACUUUGCUCCGCGCUUUUUAAUGAGCUGUCAAGGAUGGCAGACAGCUGGUGUUGAGUUGAGCUAACUUGGCUAACGGUAAUUUCCAUCACAUGCGAGUAAGCUAAUGUUAGCCACCUAGGCCGACCCGUAAACUUUGCCUCAUCGCCACCAUGUAUUAAAGCUCCCUUUCUGUUUUACCAACUGGAUUUCAGACCAGUUCGCCUCGGAUGAGUCAGAUGUUAGAUUAGCUCACCACUUGUGUAUUUUCUCAGUGUUGUCAUGAGUCAUCCUAAUUGUUACAGAGUCAAUCAGCUGUUAUGUCGCUGUUAAGGUUAAAGUUGGCGCUAUCUUAGCUGCUAGUUAACUAUUUGCUGGUAUAUUGAAUACAACUAGUUAAAUAGCAUCGGUUUAUCUUCCGCUCAUUUAUUGUUGGAGAGUUAAUCUCGAGAUCCACGGCCUUGGGUAAACUGCGCCGACAAGUUAACGGUAGUUUGCUAACAUUCAAGCUAACUGUUGAUGUUUUGUGUGUUUUUGGGCAAUGGAAGUUAUCGAUGUGAACCAGGGCUUUUCAUUUGAUAACAUGAUCUUAAACUGCACCUAUAACAGUUACUACUGCAUGAUGAGUUUACACAGAUAUGAUCAUGUUCAGUUAUGUUUGAAGGAAUUUGUGUGAGAGAUAAUUCAGUUUGAUCUCACCCUCUGACAUAGCUGUCAUUUCAGUAUUCUGCUUGAACUAGUAUGGAUGGUGAUGACUGCAAUGGCCGGUCUUAUAUAUCAGCCAGUGGAGACUCUUCAUUGGAACGAGAGUUCUCUGGGGCCCUCGGAGGUCCAACAGUGAGCACCCCGAACAGCAAGGAGACCUCUCCUAGUCGCUCCCUUAGUGCCAACUCCAUUAAAGUGGAGUUGUACAGCGAUGAAGACCCAGGUCGCAGUACGGAAGAUGAAAGAGGGGAGCGUGUAGAAGAGGGAGGGUCAGAGCAGGGAUCUGAGGCUGCCGGAGGCUACAGGGAGCUCACCAAUCCAGAAACCAUGCCAGCUGGAGCCACCCGGCUGCCAAAUGGAAAGCUCAAGUGUGAUAUCUGUGGAAUGAUCUGCAUCGGGCCUAAUGUUCUCAUGGUACACAAGCGCAGCCAUACAGGUGAGCGGCCAUUCCAGUGCAAUCAGUGUGGGGCCUCCUUCACUCAAAAGGGUAACCUACUCCGACACAUCAAGCUGCACUCAGGGGAGAAGCCCUUUAAGUGUCCCUUCUGCAGCUAUGCCUGUCGAAGACGAGAUGCAUUGACCGGCCACCUUCGCACUCAUGCAGUGUCAUCUCCAACUGUAGGGAAGCCGUAUAAGUGCAGUUACUGUGGCCGUAGUUACAAACAGCAGAGCACCCUGGAGGAGCAUCGUGAGCGUUGCCACAGCUACUUACAGAGUCUGGAGUCAAAGCAGCUAUCCAGUGCACAGAAUCCAGGACAGAAGCACAUACGACUCAACCUUGGAGAUGCACCUUAUGAGCUCCGUGCUGGUUUGGAUAAAGAUGGGGCGAUGCAAACAGGAGACCUUGAAGCUCCGCACUUUACUAGUUUGGGAGGAGAAUACACAGGCAUUGCAGGUCAUGGAGGAGGGGUAUCGGAGACCCUGAGGCCUCUUCACCUUCCCACCACUCAUCCCUCAUGUCUGCAAGAACUCAGGGGGAUCCACAGUUCCUCUCGCACCACCGUUGCACUUGGUCCGAGGCUGGAUUGUACAGGGACAGGAACUGGGCUGGGAGCUGGUGUAGGGGGAAGGGAGGCAGCAGAGGGUCAUGAAGACCUGCCCGUUGGUCGUAGUCAUGCGCCCUCACCUAGCAAUGGUUGCCAGGACUCUACAGACACAGAGAGUAUGGCAGAUGAGCCAUGCAUCAGUACUGCUCUGACUCAAACCCUGCACAGUAACAAUGGCCAUCAUCUCCUCUACUCGAACAACCAUAACCCAGUGCCUCCCCCCAUUGCACACCACAGGAGUCGAGACAGACAUAGCCCCAGCCACGCCAAAGAAAGUGAGGUGGAAAGAGAGGAUGGAGGCAACUCUGCCCCACCACCUACUGCCCUAGCUGCAACUCCCAGCUCACCUACGGCGCCCUCCUCCACUUCCAGGGAGGCAUUUCGGGUUGUAGACGGGGAAGGGCGGGCUGUGCGCUCUUUUCGUUGCGAGCACUGCCGUGUGCUUUUCCUGGACCAUGUCAUGUUUACCAUCCACAUGGGUUGCCACGGUUUUCGCCAGCCUUUUGAGUGUAACAUCUGUGGCCACCGUAGCCAGGACCGCUAUGAAUUUUCUUCUCACAUCGUCCGUGGAGAGCACCUCCUUGACUGAGGAUAAAGGGUGAACAACAUGCUUCACGUAGAGAUAUUUUUACACUGAGACAAGGACCUGGCUGGGUUUGGUCUGCACACGAGCUCAAGGGGCACUGAUGAUAUGAAGAGGCACUGGUACAGUAAGUAUGUACCAGCAGUAAUAGAAACGUCAUCUGCAUGUUUCUAAAUUAUGAUAGUGAUCCUUAUUAUUUUUGUUGCACAACAAAUCCAUUUAAAAUGCACUUUUAAGUAAAUGUAUUCAAAGUAGAGCUGACGCACUUUUACAUCCCCAGAUGUGCCUUGCUCCAAACCAAACUCCAAACCUGAUCCACAGAUUCUAGUCGACAAAUCAGACUUUUGUCCAUAACAUGAAAACUUUACCCUCUUGAGCACUUUAACAGAAAAACCAUUUAAAACGAGUGUGAAGUUAGUAGGCUUGCAUACAAUUGAAUCUGUAGAGUUUUGAACACCUUGUUUUACAAGCAUUUUCAUUUAAAUGAUUCCCCAACAAACAUUAUGUGCUGCAAAGUUGUUUUUCAAUUUGGGGUUGAUAAUGUACAAUGGAUCGCUUUUUGAAAUGCAAAGUCAGGUGCAGACCAAACUCAAAAACCAGGUCCAAGCUGAAUGGGUGUGUUGGAGGAGUUGUCCAUGAUUUAGAAAUGCACUUUUGUUUUUGAUGGGAGUUUUGGAUUGACAGGUGUGUACGUGUGCGCGUGUGUGUGUGUGUGUGUGUGAGGACGAGAGAGACCCGUGUUUAUGGACGUCAAUUGAACAAGUAAGUGGAAAAAUGAAGGCCUUUAUUUGUGUGGAUGCUGACUGGGGUGGUGUGAAAUAUUUUUUCUUCUUUUCUAUGACUGCUUUUGUUGCACUGAUACCUGCCAGAAUACUAUGAUUAUAUUAAAAUAUUUUGUAGAAUAUAUUAAUGACCUGCACAUUUCUCUCAAAUUUGAAGAAAAACUGUUGGACUGUUUUUCUCUCUAGGAAAGGAAAGUAUCACUGCCACAAUUUUGGAGAAUACUCAAAAGAGGUUAUAGGGUCUUUACACAUCCCCCAAAUUGUCCCUUUCAUCAAACCAUUAAACUGCAAACCAAUACUUAUCAUUUAAUUUGACAUUUAAACAUGACCUUGUUGUUGUUGCUAUCUCAUUGUAUUGUGCCUUUCGUCACCCUGAUCCCACCUCGACCAGACUGAAAAACGCGAGCUACCAAGUCUUAUAUAUAAUACAAUUAUUGUGGGUGAUGUUAGAGAUAAUGAGUUACAAAAUUAUUUAAGCAUUCAUAGACACUGUAAAGUCUAUGGAUGAUGGCAGGGAUUGAUCUUUAUUAGUGUCUGCAAAGAAAAAAUUCUGCUAAUUUAUCAAAGACUAAAUGUACAUGACAUUUGGCACAUGCUGCUAUGACAUGAAUGGGUGCACUGAAGCAGUGCACUACCAACCUCACAGGUUUAAUAGAAAAAGGUUUGUUUGUGAACACAUUUCAGUCUACAGAGUUACCAGGGCACUGGUCAAGAAGUUGUCCUGUCUUGGUAAAAUUGUUCAGAAAUGAAAAAAGUACGUCAAGAGAAAUGUGUCAGUCGGCUCGUGGUUCUGGCUGUUUACAUGUUAAAACAACAGACAUAGUUGUUUCAGCUGCUUCUCAUUGAUAUUUCACUUUUCUCACUUAAAGCACAAAACAUUGUACUGCCCAGCAGGCCAAGUUGUUAAGUCUACAUUACAGAAUUAGACGAAAAAAUUAAUACCAGUUUGUGUUGAUGAAUAGGACAUUUGUAGAGGAGACCGAUCUCCAUAUGCUUCAUUAUGAAUAACCUCAUUCAAAAAGGCUUAAAAAAAUGCUGGCAAUUGUCAAAACCAUCAGCUGACUUGAUCGCAUUAAGUUUAAUGUGGCACAGAAAAUGGCUUAUUGAAAUAAAUGUCCCCCUAAUAGUUAUAUAAACUGAUACUUCAUAAAAGUCUUUUCAGUUUCAAUGAAUCUUUUGCAGGCUAAACAGAAACCACCGCACCUUUCGGCUCUAACUGGUUGGUUCUGUCAUGUAAUGGGUUGAAAAGUUUAUGGAUUUUCCUAUUUUUAAGUAGUGGUGUAAAUGUACAGAAACUCCCAAAUAGUUUUUUUUAUUGAGGAGAGGAAUAAAAAAAUAAUUUUCUCAUAAUUUAUGUGGUUCUACAUUGCACUUUUCCCUAUUACAGUGGCAGAAUGAAAACUUAAAUGAACUGGCUUGUUAAGAAGAAGCUACAAGGUAAAAAAAACAUUUUCAUUGCUCUGUAAGAAAAACAAUGUAGAUGUUAAAGUCACUUGUUGGCACAAUGUGGAUUUUUUUCACAAGGUAUUUUAUCACAGAAUCCUAAAUAGGUGGUGAAAAUGCUUUUGCCCAAAGUUAGUUUCAUUAAAAAUCAGAGUAUCUUGCCUUAAUAUAUGAAUACAGACUGUUAGGUCAAUUGAACAUCACAGAAUAUUGAAUUGUGCUUUUCUGCAACCUGGAUUUAUUGUGACAUAAAUGUAAGUGAUCUGACACCAAAGUUAUCAAUGCAAAUUGCUGCAAUUGUUACAUAGUUUACAUGGGCAAACAUGCUUUGACUGAUCACAUACAUCUUACACCCUGCUUUACUAUGUGAAGUCCCCUGAAGAAGUAUCCGAUUCCUUUUGUCUUUGUUGUUCUCUGAAGAAGUUUGUUUUUAAGAUCAAAAUGAGUGAAUAUGAAAAGAGUUCAGAAUUUCAGCUUUUAUUUCUUGGUAUUUCCAAGUGGUUCAACAUGUAAACAACAUACAGUAGAACCUUUUUGUGUCAGACCGCCCAGAUUUUAGGUGAACAAAAGCAUCUCAGCUUCAGAUUGGCUUGCUUUUCUUCCACUGACAGCUCUCUGGUCAGCCAUCGUGUUGGUGAAUCCCUUUUAACAACAAAUGUCUUCACAGGUGAAACCCAUGGCCAUUUAAUGUUUGAACAAUCAGUCUAAAAGGCAACUUCUCUGCACAGAAAAAGCACCUCGUCACAUGUUUACGAGAAUCAAAUUUAUACUCACUUGAAAAAUGGGUGGAUCCAAACAAAAGGUGUUUAACAUCUAAAUGUAAAUACCAGGAAUUAAAAGCUGAAAUUCUGAACUCUAAUCUUAAACCCUUAUUGAUAAAAAACAAACUGGGUUUUCCAAUACUUUGAGGAGAUGGUGAAUUCUGAUUCAGGAAACAACUUGUCUCGAAAGAAAGAAAAUGUAAUAGUGAUUGUUCUCAAGUUGGUGUAUUGUAUGUAGUAAAUUUUGGCUAUUGUGCCUUUGGCCUGAGGUAUUGUUUUUAUUGUAUAGUUUAAAAUGCUCAGUUGAAGCAUGCAAGUGCAAAUUUGACUUUGUUAAUUCCACAGUGCAAGUACUGCACAGUAUUUUGGCUCUUUGAAAUUUUUAUACACCAUGUGUAGAAUACACCUAAAACCCUAGCCAGAACCUUUUUUUCAUUUUUACAACCAGAUCCUCCAGAAUAACUUUGGUGAUGCUGGCAGCUAGGAGCCAAAGAUGAGGAGCCAACUUUAAGAGAAAAAAAAAAAUGUACAGCUCCCUGAACACCUGAGCCAUUAUGUUGGACUGUGACAAAUGCAGAAGAAAAAUGGCAAAUUAAAAGAAAAGCUUGACUAUGCUAAUCUCCUGUAAAUGGUUUUUAAGUUCCGCAAAGAUGGUUCAAAUUAAUUACCCAACUGCCCUCGUUCCCUUCACAAAGUUGUGAGUCUGGACUUCUUUGAUGUAUUUGUGUGCUACACUGGGCAGAACUGUGCUAAUGUGCUUCUAAACCUGAUGCAUGUGGUACCAAUGCUGUUUGCUCCUCAACCUUCACCACGAAAACCCCCGUCUCGGUGGAAAACCAAAUAAACUGCUCCAAUUCAAGACUGUACUAAAGAGACUAAUGCUAGUUUUGUGGUAAUUGUGUUUAAAUGUUUUCCUUGUUGCACUAUUUGCUCCCUUCAGUCUUACUCUUUAACAUUCCCCUCCUGUAAUGGUCUGAUAUUGCUUUUAGUAACUGCAGCCUUUCCAAAUGUAUCAUAAUGUAAUUAUGCAUUUGAUCUUAAACUUUAAACUACUGUAAGUUUUGUACUGUAAGAGUCUAUUCCAAAUAAAAUACUUGACAGGC